Molecule: messenger RNA, 1059 nt
Organism: Fusarium oxysporum Fo47
Lineage: Eukaryota; Fungi; Ascomycota; Sordariomycetes; Hypocreales; Nectriaceae
Exons: 4
Coding region: 1-1059 (352 amino acids)
Source: RefSeq, a predicted model, not a curated record
AUGGCAGACGCUUCGCAAGCAUGGCACGCAGUCAAACAGGCUGGGCUCGCUGCAGCGCUUCUUGCUGUCACUGUCUUAUUCACGCCAAUGAGUCUCGUUGUUGUCGGCUUGAGAAUCUGGGUUAGAGUGACGCAUCAUUGUUUCGGACUUGAAGAUUGGCUCAUGUGCAUUGGAGCGACUCUCAACUUGGUUCACAAUGGAGUUGUCAUCUGGGGCAGCUUUACCGGGAUUGGGACACCAGACUCUAAGCUCAACACGGCUAUGGUGAUGGAGGGUCUCAAGGCCGUGACCUUCUGGCAGAUCUUCUAUAUCAGCAACUCUAUGUUUAUCAAGAUAUCCAUCUGCGCUCAGCUACUGCGCGUCACGGAUAAUAAGCGAAUAAAGAUGUUUCUCUGGGGCUUGAUAGGUUUGACAGUUCUCAUUACACUGGUAGCAGGAAUUAUCGGCCUUGUCAGGUGCAGACCGCUCAGUGCAUCGUGGGACCCAAGCACAGGAACAUGUAUGGAUCAAGGUAUACUCUCAGUAUUAACCUAUGUUGUUUCGGGGAUCAACAUUGUGGUCGACUGGUCUGUUGCUUUAUUACCAGUGAUCAUUCUGUGGAAUGUUCAGAUGCAUAGGACGUUGAAGAUCAUGGCGAAUGUGGUGAUGGGUAUUGGAGCUCUAGCAUCUAUUGCGACCAUCAUCCGGCUCCCAUACUCGCCAGCAUACUCUCAACCAUCCGACCAGCUCUAUAGCAUCGGGAACAUUAUCCUCUGGACAGUGGUAGAAUGCAGCCUUGGCAUCAUCGCCGGAUCAAUGCCUAUGCUUCGAAAGCUCUUCAAGGCACUAAGAAAAGACGACAGCUCAUACGUCAGAGGGACCGAUGAUAUUAACCUCGUCACUAUUGGCCAAGUUCGUGGGAAGCAUCAUCCGAUUUAUGAUGAGGAUGUUAGAGCUACUGUUGCUGCGGGCGAAGAUCGAGAGAGCGACAGAGAUGAUGAGAGCACAAGGCAGAUAAUUAGGGUUACAAAAGAGUUUGAGCAGAUAUCAGUGAUAGAAAAGCCUCGUUCUCAAUAUUAG